CUUAAGGCGGACUAGCGGCCGUUUUGUAUUGCAUUUUGUUGUUGACGCGAGCGGCCGGUGUAAGCUCGGAGCAUACUCCGCCUGAGCUACAUCGAGUCUAGAAAAGCCGGCUUUUUGAGCACAUGUCUUGAGUAUUCCUUCAUUACUGCCACUGCAAAUCGGUGCACACGCAAAUCGCUGAGUGCGAAAGGGACAGCACGCCGCAUCACGUGUGGAUAACCCAUAACUAUAACAAAUUAUAUAGCACACUAAAAUAUUGAGCACAAAAAAUCUGGUAAUUUUAAUCCUAGUAACGACGGCCGGCAUUCAUAAUUUUACUGCAGGGUCAUGAGCACGCUCUGCGUUUUUUCUUCGCCGGCAUUUUUUUAAAUGUUUAUUUGCAAGGCGCACGUGGAUUUUUUGAGUAUUUUUGGCGAUAAAGCCUUGGACUGUUGCCUUUUGGACGUGUUGUGACGUUAGUGUUACCUGUUAUAUGUGAUAUAUUUUUAGUGACAUUUAGAUAGGAACAAACUGUGAUUUAUUAUGGUGAUAUAGUUGGAGUGUGUGAAGAUCUUUUGGAUAGUGCCAGCCAAUCAAAAACGGUGGAUCUCGAUAAAUUCCAUGACAUACAAAACAAAGGACAACAAGUGGAUAUUAAGAUACAAACCCUAUAUUUUUAUAAGAUAGUGCCAAAUAACUGUAGAUAAGAAUUUAUAUAUUUAGAUAGAAAUUUUAAAACAGUCAAGAUGAUGGAAGGAAGGACUAUAGACUACAGACCGGACGGCGGCGGUCUGGAUUACCACAAUUCGCCACUAAUGGCAGAAAUACCAAUAGACAAUUACUCCCAUAUACAUAGAAGUAUAGAACACCUCAGAUCUAUAGGAGUGCCUCCUCCUAUAGACCAUCACAGACAUUUAGCUACAAACUUAACAGAUUUAAGAAGGUACGAGCAUCCAGAUGAAAUUCCCGAAAUCAAACCGUCCGUAUUAAGAUUAUCCGAAUUUAAGAGUGGACUGCAAGAUAUGAUUAGAGCAAGUAACGAUCAAGAGAAUGAUGUUAGACAAAUGACGCCUCACGACGACGGACCUAAAGGGUACAGCGCACCAUCAACUCCACUAUCCGAGAACGGUGGCCAAAGCAUCCAGGAAGAGAAGGUGUUCGGUUCGAAGGCAGAUCUGCAACUUCACACUCAAAUCCACCUUCGCGAGGCGAAACCAUACCGCUGUACCCAGUGUCCCAAAGCGUUCGCAAACUCAUCGUACCUGGCGCAGCACUCCCGUAUUCACCUUGGCAUCAAACCGUACCGCUGCGAAAUCUGCCAGCGCAAGUUCACCCAACUCUCACACCUGCAACAACAUAUCCGAACGCACACAGGUGACAAGCCUUAUCGUUGCACACAAAUCGGAUGCACAAAAGCAUUCUCCCAGCUCUCCAACCUCCAAAGCCACAGCCGGUGCCACCAAACCGACAAGCCCUUCAAAUGCAACUCGUGCUACAAAUGUUUUACCCACGAAAAGGAUUUGCUGGAACAUAUCCCGAAACACAAAGAAUCGAAGCAUUUAAAAACGCACAUUUGUCAGUAUUGUGGCAAGAGUUAUACCCAAGAGACGUAUCUAAGUAAACAUAUGAACAAACAUGCUGAGAGAGCUGAUAAGCGACCUCCAAUUUCGGCGUUGGGAUUGAGCGGCCUGAAUAGGUCAAUAGCUGCAGCCGCGCCGACGGCCGCGCCUUUCGCAGAGCAUCCUUACUGGCCCAAAGUGAGUCCUGAUUCUGCAGCCCACAUGUCGGAUGACGGUGGCUACCACCAGCAACGUGAAAGUGAUGAUCAUCACGAACAGCAUUUGCAGCAACAGAGAGCGCUAUUCGCUCAACACGAGAGUCAAGACGAUCGAAUUCAGCCACCGGUAUCUUCGGCAGCGAACUCUGCAUUUACACCGAUAAAUUCCAUGGCGCCGCAUCUUAAUGGUCUCUCCCACCAUAGUCCCCUGCCGACGAGACCAUAUCUGUACGACCCAUUGCACUUUCAGCAAGGGAAACAGCAACCAAAUUCGUUCCCUAAUCAACUGAUAUCCCUUCACCAGAUUAGGAAUUAUGCUCAUCAGCCGUCGGCACUGUUGCCAGCCGAACACAUUCUGCCGCACGCUCUAUCCCACAAAGACAAACAAUAAAAUCCUUGCCCUUUACCUUAGGUACACGUCCUCUAGUACUUACAAUGGUAUUAUUAGUCUAUAAAUUAACAAAAUAUUAUCAAAAUAUUUAGAAUCUCGCUCUCGACGACAGUGGUAUUAAUGAAUGUAUGAAAUACGAAAUUGAUUUUAUUGUUAGUGAAACGAAUUCAUGUUUUUAGACUUAACGUGUAUGAAUACUCUAAAUUUUUGUGAGUAGAUAAAAUACUUAUACAAUGUGAUUUCAAAUGUACUGUAACAGUAUUUUACAAGUUAUCGAUUAGUUUUCAGUAAAGCAGAUAAUCUUUUUCUGUUCUUUGGGACAUAGACGUAUGUAGUAGACAAUUAAUGAAUUUUGAAAGCCAAAAUUGAUUUACCUCAUAACCUUUUUUGUUAUUGAAGAAUUCGUCUCAUUUUAUUUUUUUACACAGUACUGCUUUCAGAACAACUAAUCUUUAACUUUGAAAUUAUCUUUAUACUUUCUAUUCAAGACCUGUUGCUGUUCAUUUCUCUGAUAUUUAAAAUAGUAUUUACAUACCAAAUUAAAAAUUUACAUUGUUUUUUUAGUUACAUUUCAUGUUCUUAUUGAAUCAUUCUGAUUUUAUACAUUAUAGUAAUUGUAACUUUUUUUCAAAUUAAUUCUAAAUUUGUGAUCAUUGGUCUCAUUUGUG
Achroia grisella is the source of this 2815-nucleotide messenger RNA. RefSeq names its product zinc finger protein rotund-like. Bases 726 to 2147 code for a protein of 473 amino acids. Gene Ontology annotation, molecular function: DNA-binding transcription factor activity, RNA polymerase II-specific; RNA polymerase II cis-regulatory region sequence-specific DNA binding. Gene Ontology annotation, biological process: regulation of DNA-templated transcription. NCBI's taxonomy places the organism in Eukaryota, Metazoa, Arthropoda, Insecta, Lepidoptera, Pyralidae. The record is from RefSeq and is a predicted model, not a curated record. The transcript has 3 exons.